Pyrus x bretschneideri (Chinese white pear) is the source of this 5130-nucleotide messenger RNA. RefSeq names its product TMV resistance protein N-like. Gene Ontology annotation, biological process: defense response; signal transduction. Gene Ontology annotation, molecular function: ADP binding; protein binding. Lineage: Eukaryota; Viridiplantae; Streptophyta; Magnoliopsida; Rosales; Rosaceae. The record is from RefSeq and is a predicted model, not a curated record. Bases 850 to 2481 code for a protein of 543 amino acids. The transcript is spliced from 3 exons.
UCAAGUCCCUUAGAGUUAUUACACUUUCUGGUGGUAAAAAGCUAAUGGUUUUUCCAAACAUUGUGGAAAAUAUGGAAGGAUUAAGAGGGGUUUAUUUGGAUAGAACAUCUACCGGAGAGCUUCCGGCAUCAACUGAACGGCUCGGUUUAGAUUUCAACGACUGCAAAAGACUUGUCUAUCUUCCAGACACUACCAUCAAUUUGGCAACCCUUCAGUGGCCCACUCUCUACGGGUGCUCAAAACUUUCUACGUUGCCAGAGGACUUGUGGUAUUUGAGACACUUUGACGUAGACAGAACUCUGGUAUACAUCAAGACAACAAUCAAGGACCAACGGUUCCCCCCCAAAACAGCGAUGUUGCAGAACUUUGGGCGAUAUGGCCGAGUUCCGGAGCAGUGCAUGAGUAUCCGGGGCUAACCUAUUAGAAUCAGUAUCAACGGUGUACAAAGAGGAAACAUGCAAAGAGCACAAAUCACAACAAAACAUGUAAGUAAUUUGUCCCAAAAAAUGUCUCCAAAAUUUGAAGUUUACUUAGUAUUUGGAUAUUGUAGGCAUUUCAUCUUAGAUUCUGUACUUUAUAUAUGUGCGUGCGCGUGUGCGUGUGCGUGUGCGUGUGCGUUUAGUGUAGUUCAUAAAUCCCAAAGCAAAGGGGGAAAAAACAGAGAAAGAGCCAAAAACAGACGGACACGAUGUUUCCAAGGAUGAAACAUGAAUCAAUUCCUAGUUAGAAUUGAUGAUUCCAAGGAUGAAACAUGAAACAUGAAUCAAACUUGUGCUUUGCAUUGCAAGUUUGCAACUAGAAGGCUAGCCGACCAUCUUUCUCCAGCUGCAAUCAAUCUUGAGCUUGCUAAUGGCUUAUCCUUCUUCUUCUUCGUCUGGCCCUGCCUUCCGUUGGAUAUAUGAUGUCUUCCUUAAUUUUAGAGGCGAGGACACUCGCAAGAUAUUUGUCAGCCAUCUAUACAAAGCUCUGGUUCAGAACUCAAUCAACACCUUCAUCGACGCCGAAAAGCUUAGGAAAGGCUACGACCUUUCACAGCUACUGUCAGCUAUUAAUGGCUCAAGGCUUUCGAUUGUGGUUUUUUCUCAAAACUACGCUUCUUCCACAUGGUGCUUGAAAGAACUUGUCCAAAUCCUGGAAUGCAUGGAUACACAGGAACAGAUUGUGGUGCCCAUUUUUUACCAAGUUAGUCCAACUCAUGUUCGUAAACUCCAGCAAAGUUUUGCAGAAAGUUUUUCUAAACAUGAACAGGAUUCUAACACCGGCAUGGAAGAGCUAUGGAGCUGGAGGUCCGCUCUAACUAGAGCAGCCAAUUUAUCUGGCUGGGACUCACGAGAUUACAAGGAUGAUGCCAAGCUUAUUGAGGACAUUGUACAAGACAUAUUCAAGAAAUUGAUCAACAUACCAUCAAGUGAAAAGAAUGGCUUGGUUGGAAUGGAUCCCCACUUACAGAAAAUGGAUUUGCUGUUAUGUCCUCGGGUGGACGAUGUUCGCCUUGUCGGAAUAUGGGGUAUGGGUGGUAUAGGCAAAACCACCAUUGCUAGAGCUGUUUAUGACAAAAUCAAACAUCAAUUCGAUGCUAGUUGCUUUCUUGAAAAUGUCAAGGGACGUUUCCCAGCGGUUGAUGCAGGUGAAGCACCAGUAAAUAUGCAGGCAGAACUUCUAUCUAGUGUCACAAACAACAAGGUUGGGAGUUCGGACAUUUUGAGUUAUGGUUUCCAGGUGAUGUUGGAAAGGUUAGGUAAGAAAAAACUUUUACUUGUUCUUGAUAAUGUCGACAAUUCAGCCCAAAUUGAAGCCUUAAUUGGAAAGCAACCGUCAUUUGGUGGCAAAAGUCGAAUCAUUAUUACAACCAGAGAUAAACAAUCACUAAGUAGAGUUGGUGAGAUCUAUGAGCCCGAGUUGUUAAAAGAUGAUGAGGCUCUUGAACUCUUUAAGCAGUAUGCUUUCAGUACAAAACAACCCACGGGAGAAUACAAUGAUCUGUCAAGCCAUUUCAUAAAGUAUGCUCAAGGUCUGCCUUUAGCACUAAAAGUCUUGGGAGCUUUUCUCGAUAACAAAAGCGUACUUGUGUGGAAAGAUGAGUUAAAGAACAUCAAGAGAAACCCGCAUGAGGGAAUUCAGAAAGUUCUUAGAACAAGCUUUGAUGGGCUAGAUAGUUUGCAGAAGGAAAUAUUUCUAGAUAUCGCUUGUUUCUUUAAACAAAUGAAAAAAGACUACGCAACAAGGAUUAUGGAGGGUUGUGGCUUCCAUCCCCAUACUGGAUUAGACGUGCUAGUUGGUAGAGCUCUUGUAGCUAUCUCAUCUGAUGGUAUACUCGAGAUGCAUGAUUUACUAGAGGAAAUGGGUUGUGAAAUAGUACGUCAAGAAUCUAUCAAAGAGCCUGGGAGGCGCAGUAGGUUGUGGAACAAUGAAGAUGUUCGUCAUGUGUUAACUCAUAAUACAGUGAGACAUAUAUUCAUGACCUCUCUUUUUCUUUUGUAGUACUCACUAGUAGAAAGGCUAAACUUUGAUCAAAAUCCAAUUCAUGAAAACAUGCAUUAGCUUUAUAAUUUUCAAAAAGUUUAUGUAUAUUUGUACUACCUUAAUUUUCAAUCUUUGGUUAUUCAGGCUACUGAAGCAGUUGAAAGCAUAGUUGUGGGUUGGCCAGACUCAGACAAUGUGGUACAGCUAGAUACAACUAUUUCUAAAAUGACUGAACUAAGACUACUUAGAGUUCACUCAUACUAUGAUCAACGGGAGUGUAAGGACUUAAAGUUUCUCUCUGAAAAGUUAAGUUGUCUCUUCUGGCACAAAUGUCCCCUAAAUUCUUUAUCGUCCAAUUUUAACCCGGAGAAUCUUGUUGAUCUUGACAUGCAAUAUAGUUGGGUUGAACACCUUUGGAAAGGAACUAAGUCUCUAGAAAAGUUGAAAGUUAUCAAUUUAAGAGGCUCUCAUCGUCUUAUGGAAACACCCGACUUCACCAAGGCGAAAAAUCUUGAGAAACUUAUUCUUGAGGGUUGUACAAGUUUACAUGAGGUUCACCCAUCCAUUUCAGCCCUUGAAAAACUUGUCCUCUUGGAUCUAAGUUGUGCAACAACCUCUAUACUUUUGCAAGCAGCAUUUGUAUGAAAUCUCUUGAAACCUUGAAUCUUUCUUUUUGCUCAAACAUUGAGAAGUUUCCAGAUAUUCCAGAAGUUAUGGAGAACCUUUCGGAGCUUUAUUUGCAAGGUACUGCAAUAAGGAAACUGCCCAGUUCAAUUAACAAUCUUACAGGUCUUGUUGCUUUGAACCUUGAAUAUUGCAGAGAUCUUGAGAUUCUUCCAAGAAGCAUUGUUCGACUCAAGUCCAUUAAAUUUCUUAAUCUUUCUGGUUGUUCAAAGCUUGAGGUGUUUCCAAAAGAUGUAGGGAAUAUGGAAGGAUUAAGAGAGCUUCGUUUGGAUAAAACAUCUAUUAGAGAGCUUUGUCCAUCAAUUUCAUCUCUUAAAAACCUUGAGAGUUUGAGUCUGGAACAGUGCAAAGAACUUCGUAGUCUUCCAAGCAUCAUUCAUAUGAGAUCUCUUCGAACCUUGAAUCUUUCUUGCUGCUCAAAUCUGUAUCAGUUUCCAGAAAUUCUUGAAGUUAUGGAGAACCUAUUGGAGCUUAACUUAGAUGACACUGCAAUUUCAGAACUGCCCUCGUCCAUUCAGAAUUUGACAGGACUUGUUACUUUGAACCUGAAGGGUUGCAGAAGAUUAAAGAUUCUUCCAAGCAGCAUUCAUUGGAGAUCUCUCCAAACCCUUAAUCUUUCUGGCUGCUCAAAUCUGAAGAAGCUUCCAGAGUUUCAAAAAGUUAUGAAGAACCUAUCAGAGCUUCAUUUAGAUUGGACUACAAUUGAAGACUCACCAAUUGACGAUCAUAUGAGAUCUCUUCGAACCUUUGGCACCCAAGAUCUUGAGAACUUUCGUGAGUUUUCAGGAGAUAAGAAAGAUCCAUCAUGGCUCGGUUUAAAUGGGAUUGCAAUUGUAGAGUUGCCCUCGUUAAUUUAUAAACUUACGGGUCUAGUUACUUUGACGCUACGGUAUUGCAAAUACUUCAAGGGUCUUUCAAGCAGAAUUUGUCAGCUCAAAUCCCUUAGUUAUCUCUCUCUCUCUGGUUGUACAGAGUUUUCGGUGUUUCCAGACAUUGUAGAAAAUAUGGAACAAUUAACCGGUCUUGAUUUGGACAGGACAUCUAUCAGAGAGCUUCCCCCAUCAAUUGAACGCCUUCGGGGGCUUGUGUCAUUAAAUUUGAGAAACUGCAAAAGCUUCGUCUAUCUUCCGGACAGUACCUGUAAUCUAUUAAAUCUUGAAUGGCUCACUCUCAAUGGGUGCUCAAAACUUUCUAGAUUGCCUGAGGACUUGUGGUAUUUGAAGCGUCUUGACGUGAUGGGAACUGGCAUACAUAAGGACAACAAUCAUGGUCCAACCGGCUCCCACCCAAAAUUGCAAUUUUUCAGCACUUUGGGGGAAUUGGCUCAGUUUCGGGGCACUGCACCUUUGAGUAAUGUGGUGGACUCAAGCUGUGAGGAAAAGGAGGCAGUGGGUGUUGGGGCAAGUUUGAAUGAUCCUGAGGAGUCAAGCUAUGUGGAAGGGAAGGAGGAGGAGGCGGUCGCUGUUGGAGCAAUUUUGAGUGAUCUUGAGGAGUCGAGCCAUAAGGAAGAGAAGGAGGAAGAGGAGAAGAAGGUGGUGGCACCCUCCAGGAGAGGUGGGAGGAUAUGGUGUUGCAUCUGUGGGGAACUUGGCACCAAAACUACAUGAAGAUUGAGUUGAGUUAAAAUAGUAGGGAAUUGGGAGGAGGAAAGAAUGAGGAUUUGGCGGAAUGGAGUUUGCGACUCUGUCGAGUUUUGAGUUGGUGGUUAAUUUCUGUAAUUUGUGCCGCUGUGAGUCACUGAUAUUUGGUGUGUUUCGUUUUGAUUGCUCUUGUGUUUAGCUUUUCAUUGCGAAGUUGGCUCCUGUUUGUCAGCCCAUAAUUCUAUUAAUUUGUGUCUGUUAACUUUAUGUUUUAUGUUCGGACCUAUUUUGCAGAAAUAAGUCGAUAAUGUCGGUACUCACUGCCGAAAUGUGCAAAGUAUCAAUAUCCCCACUGUAAAUGGUGACUGCAAUAUAAGCUACACUGGGUCAAAUUCUUUCUUCU